Molecule: messenger RNA, 2906 nt
Organism: Thecamonas trahens ATCC 50062
Lineage: Eukaryota; Apusomonadida; Apusomonadidae
Product: ankyrin domain-containing protein
Exons: 2
Coding region: 6-2849 (947 amino acids)
Molecular function (GO): protein binding
Source: RefSeq, a predicted model, not a curated record
CAGGCAUGGGUGCCUCGCAGUCGACCCAUGAGAACAAGCUAUAUGAGGCGUGUAUGCGUGGGGACGUCCGUGCUAUCGCUGCCCUCCUUGGCAAGGGUGUCGAUCCGAACGCAGCGAGAGGACCCAACACAUGGUCGGCUCUUCAUGCGGCUGCCUAUCACGGCCCGGCCGAAGUCGUCAACUUGCUACUUGAUGCUGGGGCAGACAUUAAUGCGCUCAAUGAUGACUCGCACUCGCCGCUCUACGUCGCUAUCGCAUCGCAUCAAUUCCCUUGCGCAGAGGCGCUCAUUUUGCGUUCGGCUCGCGUUGUCGGCGACGCCGGGCCGCUGUGGACCAAGUGCUUCACUCUCUCAUCCACACAGCCGCAGGGCAAGCCCGAGCUCGCCGAGCUCCUUCUUGCCGGCGGCGCCGACCCGAACGCGCCCAACGCCGACGGCAUCCCGCCGCUUUCUGAGGCCAUCGGCCGUGGCAUGAUCGACCUCGCCCUUGUCAUUCUCUCGUGUCCAGACACCAACGUGGCCCUUCCUGACGCCGAUGGCAUCACCCCACUGCACUACGCCGCGUACGCCGGCUCGGUUGAGCUCGGCCACUCGCUGCUCUCACGCGGCGCGCCGGUCGCGGCUGCUGUCUCGGACGGCGCUACUCCGGCGUUCUUUGCCGCCGAGGAGGGCCACGCCGCCUUUCUCGGCAUGCUCCUCGCGUCGUCGCCGUCGACCAUCGCUCAGCGCAAUGCCGCCGAAUGGACGCUCCUCCAUGUGGCUGCCAACACCGGUGCCGACAAGGUUGUCGAUACCCUGCUCAAGAUUGGCCUUGCCUCCUCGGCCGAGGUCUCGCUCGACAUCGACGCCCGGACUGAGCACGGUACUACCCCUCUCGCCGUUGCAGCCUCCAAGGGCUUUGUCGCCAUCUGCGCUAAGCUUCUCGACGCCGGCGCCGACGUCAACGCCCUCACAGACACGCAUGCUUCAGCGCUGCACAAGGCCGCACUUGGUGGGCAUGUCCAAGUCGGUAAGGUCCUGCUCCGCCGCGGCGUCGCCAUCGACACCGCCAACGUCGACGGCUGGUCGGCGCUCCACGUCGCCGCCCAUGAGAACCAUCCCGACUUUACUGCCCUUCUCAUCUCGCACGGCGCCGCCCUCGAGCUCGAGUCCACAACUGGUCUCACCCCACUCGACGUUGCGCUUCGCUCGGACGCUCACGCCGCCGCUCACGCCCUCCUCGAUCACGCUGCCCCCAUCAGAGACCACGCGUUCCUGGCGUCCGAACUUGCAAGUGCCAACCACCUCGAUCCCAGCUCUGCCCGUGCGGGCGUCCUCCAGCGCGCCGCAGAUGCAUGUGCCGGGGACUUGCUGCCACCGUCGGCCGAUGCGGCUCCCACCCAGACAUCCGACGCGCCGGCGCCCGAGCCGGGUUCGCUCGCCGCCCGCAAGGCCGGCUCGCGCCGCAAGCGCCGGACAAAGUCGAUGAUGACCGACGAUCAGCGGCGGACGCUGCUGUUCCUCAAGGCAGCGCGGCAUGGAUCGGUGGCGCGGCUGAACGCGCUCGAGUCGGCCGCCGACGUCGCGCCGCUCCUGACGGCCACCUCCAAAGCCGGCCUCUCACCGCUCUUUCUCGCCAUCUCGCACGGCCACGACUCGGCGACCGCUUGGCUCCUUGCCCGCGGCGCGACGCUCAACGGAACACCGGCCGAGCGCGCUGCCGAGGCCAAGGCCACCGGCGGCGCCACCUUUUUGCACCGCGCCAUUGUUCGCGGCGAGGACGCCCGCGUCGAGCUCCUGCUCGAGGCCUACACCGACGUCGAUGUUCGCGACGGCGACGGAAACACGCCCGCGCAUAUCGCGGCGUACAUGAACAACAUGGCGUAUCUCGCGCUGCUCGGCGCCUCGGGCCGCGCCGAUCUCGCCGCCCUCAACCACGCUGGCCAGACCCCGCUCGCUCGCGCCCUCAACUCGCUGGACACCUUCCGCUUUCUCGUCCUCAACGCGCCCGACACGCUCAACGUUGGUGACGUCGCUGGCCUCACCCCCGUCGCCGCCCUAGCCGCUGCCGGCGACGUCGAGAAGCUGCGCUUUGCGAUUGCUGCCGGCGGCGACGCCACCACCCGCGACGCUGCCGGCUACACCCCGCUGCACCAUGUCGCGGUCCACGCGCCGCGUUCCCACGCCGCGCUCGACGUGCCGCUCGAUGUCGACUCCGACACAUCAGCCGCCACCGCCGCCGUUCUGCUCGACGCCGGCGCCGACGUCGAUGCCACGGCCUCGUCGGACGGCGCGUGGCCGCUGCUACUUGCUGUUUCGGCUCAAGCCGGCCCGCUCGUCAAGUUCCUCAUCGCCGCCGGUGCCGAUCUCUCCAAGACCACCGUGUCGGGCCGGACAGCAUACGACACUGCGCUGGCAACCAACCUCGCAGUGGCAGCCAUUGUCGAGGCCGGGCUGCGCAAGCACGGCCUUGCCCGGUCGCCGCCGCGCAAGAAGCCGACCGGCCAUGCUGCCACCAUCGCCGCUACCCAGGACCUGAUGCUCGAGUUUGCGGCGUACAAAGCACGGACGGCAGCGCUCGAAGCCGAGAACACCCGGCUCCGCGCCGAGAUGCGCCAGCUGCGCAAGCUUGUCCUCCGCGGCGGCGCUACAAACAUCACCAAAAUCGUCGUGCCCGGGACCCAGGGUGACCUCGACGCCACCAUCCGCGACCUCUCGCGCAAGGGCGGCUUUUCCAGGAAGCGGCGGCGCAUCCGCAAGCGGAGACGGCGUCCCAUGGGUUCCGCCGCGGCCUCGACCACCAACUCGACGGCCAACAACUCCAUCGAGACCGCCUCGGUCUCUGCCGAUGACGACGAUGCCACGGCGUGAAUGACUGCCACAAGUGGUGUGAUUGCGGUGAGACGUGAAUAACAACGUAGUCUGCCG